AUCGUAACCGCUAACUCAAUGAAAACAUCGUGCUGUUCAGUUGUUUUGAUGGCGGUAAAUUUUGAUGUUGUACCGGUGUCGAAGCAAAUCAUGCUUAAGCUAUUAUUCUUAUUUUUAUCGUGUUUAAUUAGUGGUGAAACUGCUAAACUAUCAGUUCCGCGAAUACUAUUACCAUAUAAUACAGGUGUCCCAACAAACUACUCCUUAGAAGUAAAAGAAGGAGGCUGUUAUAAAUGGAGUUCAAGUAGGUAUGAUUUAGUGUCAGUAACUCCAGUCCAUAAAGAAGGAGAACCUUUUUCUUGUUCAACAACAGCAUUAGUUUCUGCAGUUUCUCGGUAUUCAGAUAGAGAUAAUGCUAUUAUAUUGGCUGAAGAUGAAAAGUCUGGGCAACUUCUUCGAUGUGAUGUAGUGAUCGAUGCUAUACAUUCUAUUGAAAUAGUUACAACAACUAGAGUUCUCUUUUUGGAAGAUGCCCCAGAAGCUUUUGAAGUUGUAGCAAAAAAUGAUCAAAGUGAUACUUUUUCAAGUCUAGCUGGUGUAGCUUUUCAGUGGUCUCUAGAGAGUGAUUCUCUUGAAAAUGAUGCUUAUGGUGUCCUAAGGUUUCUGAAGUUUGCAGAUUCAGUUUAUAAAACUCCUCCAACAAUUGAUUAUUGGGAAAAACAAAAUUUGCAUGGAUCUAUGGUCUUAAUGGAAGGAGCUAAAACUGGUUCAGCUAAAGUUACAGUUAAGCCACUUGAUAUGGCUUAUAAGCAUGUUCCACCAUAUGAUGUUAGCCUGGUUGUUGUUGCUAAUCUUAAUUUGAAACCAUCACACAUUUAUUUAUUACCAGGAAGUAAAGUUGAGUACCAACUGGAGUUAAUAAAGCAAGGAAAAGCAUUCCCUAUAUCUUUACCAUCUGACCAAUAUUAUCUUGAAGUGGUUGAUAAAUCCAUUGCUAAGUUAAAUGAUCAAACUCCAACUGUGACAGCUUUAAAGUAUGGAGUUACAAAUGUUGCUGUGAAAGACAAAUAUAUUACUGGCAAGGAAAUUGCAUAUUUGCCUUCUGGUGUUAUCCAUGUUACCCCUCCCUCCUAUCUGACAUUAUCUGUUCAUCCUGGAGAAAAGUGGAGUUUGGAGGAGAAUAAAUUUUACUAUGUUACUGUUAAUUUGUAUGAUAGAAACAGUCAUCCUAUUCAUUUGACUAAAGAUGUGCGAGUAUCAGUGCAAUUCCCUUCAAAUUUUUUUCAAGCUAAAUCUCUGAUGCCAAAUGGGACAUAUCAUGAAAUUAAGGCUCUUAUACCAGGCUCUUGUAUAAUUACAGCCCAACUUUUAGGUGUUACUGAUGAGGAUGGUCUUAUUAAAAAGAUUGAGCCAAGUGUAAGCGGAUCACAGGAUGUUGUAAUAUAUGAAAGUAUAAAAGUUAUACCAUCUGAAACAUUAUUACCGUGGGAUCCUUUAACCAAGCCAGUAUAUUCCAUCUUCUUGAAGGCUAUGGGUGGUACAGGUAGCUUCAAAUGGAAAAGCGAAGAUAAUCACUUAGGAUCAGUUCAGUCAGUGUAUCUCGAGGAUGAACCUAAAGCAAAAGUUACAACUUAUGGUGUUGGCAGCUUUUUUGUCCAUGCUAUUGAUGCUAAUCUCCCUACAUUUACUGGAUCUGGAAGAGUAUCAGUUGAACGCAUUAUUGAUAUGAAAAUUUUACCUGAUAAAGUAGAAGUUGAAUUGAAUGGCAGUUUAAGUUUGCCUGUUGCUAUGUUUGGCUAUUCAUACGAUAAAACAGUUCAAUUGUUUACAAACUGUUCAAGCAUUCCAUUAAUGGUUGAAAUUGAUGAAUUACAAAAGUUUAUUCAAGCUACAGAUAUCAAUGUACCUGUUAAACCUACAGCCUGUAGAAACAUUUUACUGAAAUGUGUUGCUAAAGGCUUUAAUCGCAUACGUGUAAAAUAUGAACGUGAGGAUGUAUCUUUAAAGAAAGCUGCCAUAGUGGCAUGUUACAAGAAAUUGAGAGUUGUCAAUCCAAGCAAUGAAGCAGUAAUUGCAGUUGGUUCGUCAUUAAAUAUAAUUUUUGAAGGCGGACCAAGGCCUUGGCCAACAUGUUCUUCUCACUUUGUUGAUGUAAUUGCAGAUUAUGAUUUUGUUGAUGUUUUUGUGGUGAAAAAUGAAUCUGACGUAUCUGAUGUCCAUAGAGUUCAUGCCUUUUGUAAGAGCUAUGGCGAAAAAGCAUAUAAACUGAAAGUUGGUAAUCUUCCCUGUGACUCUAAUAAAAAUCCUGCAGUUAAUGAAGCACAGGUCAAAAUUUCAUGCUCUGAACCUGAAUCUAUGCAUUUGAAACCCAUUCUUUCAACAGUUCAUGGGAAAUGUCCAAGAAGUACAGAAAACCAUAUUGCUGUUCAUAGUGCUCAAAAUUUAGAGAUAGAAGUUAUUGUUAAGGACAAGUUUGGCAGAGAAUUUCAUAAUAUAUCAUCUUUUGAUAUCAAGUGGUAUCUCUCUGAUACAAAGUUAGCAUCUUUAGCAAACAAUCAAGGAACUAAAAUGAGGCUGGUUAGAUUGAAAGAUUUUCAAUUAAAAACAAGAUAUUAUCAAGACCUUUAUCCUUUUGGUCCCGAAGGUGUACUGAAAGUUUCAGCCAGUAUCUUAGGUUACUCAUCCAACAUUAUUCAAGAUGAAAAUUUCCUUAUUGAUACUUACAUCUCACCUAUAAACACCACACUUAAUUUACUUCUUGUAGAGAAGGCUGAAAUAGAACCUAAAAAAGUGUCUGUUUUUAACAGCCCUUCCAAUAAGGUCUAUUUGAAUAUCACAAAAGGGUCAGGACAUUUCCAAAUUGAAACAAGUUCAUCAAAUAAGGCCAAUGUUAUCUAUAAAAGCUCAUCACGUCAAAUUGAGAUCACCCCACUUGAAACUGGAACUCUGACCAUAACUGUGACUGAUCUUUGUUUAGGAAUCAUUCAUGAAUCUGUUGCUGAAAUUCAAAUUUAUGGCAUUUCAGCUGUUGUUGUGGAUGUCAUUGAUAAGGUUCAAUUAGGUAAAUCUAUAAUAGCUACUGUUGAAGUUUUAAAUGAAGAUAUGCAACGUAUACCUGCUUCUGUUUUUGGCCUGAUGAAUCUGCAACCUGCACUAUCUUCUGAUGUCGUCUCUGUCAGAUUAGCUGCACAACCUGAUCCACAUCAAUAUCAAGCUCUGUACAAAAUUAAAGGCUUAUCACUUGGAGUAACAAACUUCAAAGUUGGCACAAAAGCUAGCGUUUUCAAAGAACAGUAUGCUAGUGAAUCAUACCCUAUUCAGGUAUUUUUACCUUUGAAGGUUGACCCAGAUCGAAUUGUCUUAAUAGUUGGUGCAACUUUUCAAGUAUUAUGUUCUGGAGGUCCUCAUCCACAAAUGAAUAUAGAAUUCAUCAUUGACAAUAAGGAUAUUGCUGUUGUCUCAGAAGCUGGUAUUGUGGAAGCCAAAAAAGUGGGAGAAACAACUUUGAUAGCAAAAUCGUAUGGUCAAGAUAAGAAAGGUGAAACAAUUGUGUUUUCUGAGGAUAAAAUAAUUGUGACAUGUGUUUCACUAAAAGAAGUAAAGAUUCAUGCACCAUUAUCAAGAAUGGUUGCUGGAACGGAGAUGCCUAUUUAUGCAACUGGUCUUACAGAACAUUUAAACCCAUUUGCUUUUGGUAAUGCUGUACCUCCUGCUUAUUUUAAAUGGACUGUCAGUAAUGAUAAAGUUGCCUCCAUAUUCAAUAUGUAUAAUCCUGUUGGUCUUCAAGAAUCACCUGAAAAUAAUUUCCGUGUUAAUCUGCAUGCACACCAAGAUGGUUUAGUUACAGUACACGUGGAGGUCACUAUUCCUAAAGAAAGAUCUCCUUCAUUUUUUGGUGGUCCUCAAGUUCUAAGUAGUGAAAUACAAAUUCAAGUCUUUAAAAGGUUAAGAUUAACAAAUCCAGAAGUUGAUGAUGGAAUGAUUUUGAUGUCUCCGAACUCACAGCUUAAACUGAACUGCAACAGGUUUGGUGAGGCUAAAAUAACUUAUAAACUCUCACCGACUGAAAGCAAAACAUUUGAUACUUCACUUGUUAAAGUGGAUGAAACAGGAAACUUAGUUGCUUCAUCAAAGACUGGGUCUGCUAUUCUAUUAGUAACUGCUGUAGAAGAAUUUGGUGUCACUCAACGUUUAUCUGUUGUAGUUAAGGUUGAAGAGAAAGCAUACAUGAUGUUAAAACCUACAGGAAUGAUAAGAACUAAAGAUUGGCAUUUAAAUAUAUUGCCUGUUGGAUUUAUAAUUCCAUUUAAAGUAACAUAUCAUAAUAAUAUUGGUCAAGUUUUUGAUGCUGUCAGCUCUGAACUUCAAUACAGAACCAGCAGACUUAAUUCAGCACGAGUGUCUUCCGGAGCUGCAAAUAACACCCUGAGCAUUCAAAUUGUCAAGGCUGGUUUUACUGUUUUAAAAGUUUGGGAUUCUCAGUCAUCUAUCCCUCCUGAUUAUAUUAAGCUUGUAACUGGUUCAGCUAUCGAUCCUAAUGAUGUUCAUCUUACUGUUGGUGAUGUUGUGUGCUUUGGCAGCCCCUUGGUAACUAAAGAAGGUCAUGGUGGAACAUGGUCUAGCUCCAAAAAUGUCAUAGCAAUUCACCCAGUAUCCGGAGGAGCUGUUGCCUUAAGCCCAGGACACACAACUAUUGUUUAUUCAUUAGUAAAUGGUUUUAGCACAUCAACACAGGUAACUAUUCAAGAUGCAACUCAUAUAGAAAUAGAAUCUGGUAGUCUUACAGUUGUGAGUAAUCUUCCUCGCUCUAAACCUUACAAGAUUCCUGUAAUUGUUCAAAAUAAGAAUUCCCGGAGAACUAAUAACAUUAUAGGCAAAAACUGUACAUCAGCCACAGAACAUUCAAUGCCUUUACCUCUUAUCCAACCACCAUUCACUUGUGAAUUAAACUUUAUCAGUUCAUCAAUGGAUGUGAGUGUCAAUGAUUUGUUCCACACAUCAAGUGGUUUUGAUAUUGAGAAAGGUACCUAUUACUGCAGUAUUGAACCACUAGCUGGAAACCAUAUUGAUGAGUAUAGUACUUUAGAGGGCCAACUUUCUUUAAUAGCUAAUCUUGUAUCUUUGGAUCAUACCUCAUCUCUUUCCCAGCAACUUUUGUUGCCGUUUUACCCUGCAUUUCAUGUGCAACAAGAGGAAUUAGUUUUAUCUGAUGUUCAAAGUUCAAAUCAUAUUGUGAUAUCAGCUGUACCUGCUGUUCAGCGAUGCAUUCAGGUAGUUCCAAGUGAUCCAUCAGCCUUAAAAAUCAAGCCAGCUGCAUUAAACUCAAUGUAUCCUUCCACUACCUCUUUUCUGGUCGAGCUACUCGAUUUUAAUGUCUUAUGGAAAAUUGAUGCAUUAUCUUUGCAUGUUGAUAUUAGCUGCCCAUCCACCAAACAACAAGUAAAAGUCCCUAUUAGGAUUAAAAGACUUGAAGUACCGUUAGAUGGCAGUGGCUACUGCCUGCCAUCUCCAGUUCCCCCUGUGUCCGAAAUUUGGUAUGAUUGGUAUUUCAUUCUGAAGAUAACCACAGCUGUUGUAUUUAUCUUUCUAAUUUCUUAUGUUUUCCGGUGGUUAACUAGUGCCAGGAAAGGAAUGGUGACUCGUCAGCCUGUGUUUCUAAAUAACAGUCAUAAUGGUUCUCACAGUUUCUCUUCACCAGGUAGUCCUCAAUUUACACCAUCACCUUUUCGACCACAGAGGCUUUCUCCUCCAGAAGAUAGAUUAGAGGACUUAUCGCAGCCUCUUUUACGACUCUGCACUCUGGAUACUUCUCCUUCUAGACAACAACGAAGGCAUUUAGAUAAUGUGUUCAGGUGAAAAGAAAAAAAAACAUUUGAUUGAAAAAAGAAUAUCAUCUUCACAUUUGUAUUUAAGACUUCAUUUUGUCGUAAAAAAUGUAAAUAAGUUGUUUAUCCCAUUGACAUUAGUGUGUUGAGACUUUUAGAAAAUUUAAUUUCAUAUUUGUAUUGUUAAAGUUAAUGGUUCAGCGACAGCAAUUGCGAAAUGCAAAUCUUUACUGUGAUGAUCAUUUGAAUUGUAUGAUAUAGUGAGGCUUUUAAAUCAAAUUU
Parasteatoda tepidariorum (common house spider) is the source of this 6047-nucleotide messenger RNA. RefSeq names its product nucleoporin 210 (gene Gp210). NCBI's taxonomy places the organism in Eukaryota, Metazoa, Arthropoda, Arachnida, Araneae, Theridiidae. The record is from RefSeq and is a predicted model, not a curated record. Gene Ontology annotation, cellular component: nuclear pore.